Exophiala oligosperma is the source of this 1475-nucleotide messenger RNA. RefSeq lists its product as uncharacterized. The record is from RefSeq and is a predicted model, not a curated record. Gene Ontology annotation, cellular component: EMC complex. The transcript has a single exon. Lineage: Eukaryota; Fungi; Ascomycota; Eurotiomycetes; Chaetothyriales; Herpotrichiellaceae. Bases 99 to 845 code for a protein of 248 amino acids.
UGCUUUGCUGCUACGUGCCCACUUCUCAUCUUGAGCCUGCACAAAAAACCUCCUUGUAACUCGACUACCUCCAUUCAUCAUACAAGAGCUACACCUAAAUGGCGACCACAUUGCUGACGCUGGUCUCUGCUUUUUGCCUGCUCACCAGUGCAAGUGCGGCCACUCUUCGCAUCCAAGUUCCUGCCUCGAAUCUACUUCCAAAUCCAAAUGCUUUAUCAGCCUCUACCCAUGCCACUCUGACCUCUGGCACCGGGCAGCCUCUACGAGCGGUUCUUCGCAAAGGAAACUACUUUGAGUUUCCCGACAUCACGACAGUUGGCUCCCAUCUACUAGAUAUUUACAGCCGAGACUACGUAUUUGCUCCAUACCGAAUCGACCUUGCCUCUUCGUCCGCCUCAGGCGAAUCUUCCUCGACAGUCAUCACAGGAGCAUGGGAGACAUAUCGGGGCACAAGAUGGGAAGACCGUGGUGUCGCCCUAGUCCCAGCACCGACAGAUCGGUUGGAGAUGUCGGCGAAAGUUCUCUCGAGAAAGAACUUCUAUGAAGAACGUCAAGGCUUCAAUCCCUUGAGCUUGCUCAAGAAUCCCAUGAUUCUGAUGGGCGUUGUGGCUCUUGUGUUCACUUUUGGCAUGCCCAAGUUGAUGGAGAAUAUGGAUCCAGAAAUGCGAGCCGAAUACGAGGAGAUGCAGAAGAAAGGCCCCAUGUCUGGCCUCACACAGGCGAUGCAGGGUGGAGGAAGCAGCGGACCAGCAAGCAACUUUGAUCUGGCAAGUUACUUGGCUGGCAGUGGCAAGAGUACAGGUAGCGACAAGGGAUCAGAAGGCAUACGCGAGCGGAAACGGUGAUCCUGGUGGUGUUAGACCCUAUCAACAAUAUGAUUUGGCCAUGAACAGUGCAACUUUGACACCAAACCUGACUCUAUUGGCUACUCAUCGAUCUUGACUGAAUGACCUCAAGUCCCAGAUAUCUACAUAUGCCACACAACGAGCCUCAAGAGGACAUUGUUUGUCGAGAACGCAGCGAGCUCUCCUUUUGUGUUUAAUGGUUCCAUACUGAUCUCAGAAGCAAUUACUCGGUCUCAGCUAAUCUCAUCUUGCGUUGAUACCAAAAGCAGUUUGUUCUUGACUAUUCUGGGUACCAACACAACCUGUUUACUACUCGUGGAAAAGGAGCCUUGCAAUGUGGGCGGCCCAUGUUUUCACCACGUCACAAUCUCCUCUGGUAGGGACACACUGACCAUCAUUGCGAUCAUUCCCACCCAGAACAGAGGUUCAUCUGCAAGUCACUUCACUGCGUUCAAUUGCUCAAUCGCAUUUCAACGUUAAACUCGCCAUAACCCGCACCAAGCAUCAUGCGAUGCGUUGCAACACAGCGGUAACAACGCAACUUACCUUGCGUCAGGACAUACAAUCGCUUCACUAUAUGCGUAUGCCGAUAUCGAAGCGGGGGCUUUCGGGGACUCGGCCAUUGUCGCA